AUGAAAUGGUGGCAAAAGGCAACCAUCUACCAAGUGCUGAUCCAGAGCUUCCAAGACACUGAUGGAGACGGCAAAGGGGAUAUACGCGGGAUAGUCGAGAAACUCGACUACUUUGUGACAUUGGGCAUCGACGUCGUCUGGGUGUCUCCCAUUUUCGAGUCGCCCAUGUGUGACAUGGGAUACGACAUCAGCAACUAUCGAAAGGUUAACCCAAUCUUCGGCACGAUGGAGGAAUUGGAGCUCUUAAUCCGAGAAACACAUAAAAGAGAUAUGAAGAUCAUCCUUGAUAUUGCGCUGAAUCAUACCUCUUCCGAACAUGAAUGGUUUCAAACAUCACGCCGAGCCCGAAAGGAUCCCAGUCUAGGGAAGAGAGACUGGUAUUUCUGGAGUCCGGGGAAACGAGAUGAGCAUGGGAAUCGAGUGCCUCCCAAUAAUUGGGAGAGUACCUUUACUGGGUCCGUUUGGGAAUUCGAUGAGUUGGCAGAUGAGUUCUACUUGCACAUCUUCGGGAAAGGCCAACCGGACCUCAACUGGGAUUGCGAAGAUGUCCGAAACGCACUGUAUGAUGUGCUAAGAUUCUGGCUGGACAAGGGGGUAGAUGGAUUUCGUUUGGAUACCAUGAAUCUCGUCUCAAAGACUUCUGACUUUCCAGAUGCUCCAAUCUCCAAACCGGGUUCUGAAUGGCAACCUGCGAAUUUCCUCUUCGCGAACGGCCCCCAUAUCCACGAGUACCUCCAAGAAAUGUACCAGGAAGUAUUCGCCCACUACGACGCCAUGACCCUAGCAGAGAUGUCCUGUGGUGUCACCCCAGCCCAAGCGGUUGAGUACACGUCCCGCCACAAGACCCGUCCAGAACUAUGCCUCGUCAUUCAAUUUCAGCAUGUGGAAGUGGACUCCCGCGAUGGUGACAAAUGGCUCCUGCGAGAGUGGGAGCUUCCAGAACUGAAAUACAUCAUAACCGAAUGGCAGGAGACCCUGGCUAACAAUGGCGGGUGGAAUACGCUAUGGAUGGAGAAUCAUGAUCAGCCACGUGGUAUCUCCCGGUUUACCACGAAUAGUCCACGGUUUCGAGCACUAUGUGCGAAGCUGCUUGCUCUGUGGCAGUUUACAUUGCAGGGUACGAAUCUCGUGUUCCAGGGACAGGAGCUGGGGAUGGUGAACCCGGGACUGUUUUCGGAGGAGAUGAAUCAGGAUAUUGAGACGGUUCAGUUCUGGCAAGAAGCGUGUGAAGCUGCAGGAUCAGGACAGGCUGAAAGGCUUGAACUGGCCAAAAAAGCAAUCAUCCAGAAAGGAAGAGACAACACACGCGUUCCGAUUCCCUGGACCGCCGACCCUCACGGUGGCUUCACCACCCCCGGCGCCAAACCCUGGCUUCCACCCUGUGAUCACGGCCACCAGUGGUGCCAAGCGAGCCAGCAGAAAUCCCCCGAGUCAGUUUGGUCCUUCUACCGGGCCAUGAUAAAAAUGCGCAAGAACUAUCCUACACUGUACUACGGACGAUACGAAUGUCUGGAUAUCGAAAACACCCGCAUCUGGGCCUACAAAAGACGAUCGAAACAGACCUGCUAUCUUGUCGUGCUGAACUUCUCGCCCAAUGCCAGUUCUUGGAUGUAUCCGGAGCAUGGGAUCAACCUGACCGGGUCCAAGUUGCUCAUUUCGAAUUAUCUCACGGCUGAGGAGACCUCAACGGAUGACAUGCUCUUGUUGAGACCCUUUGAGGGACGACUGUACCAGUUGAAAGUUUAG
Messenger RNA from Monascus purpureus, 1746 nucleotides. The record is from the annotation of a GenBank genome assembly. NCBI's taxonomy places the organism in Eukaryota, Fungi, Ascomycota, Eurotiomycetes, Eurotiales, Aspergillaceae.